AUGCGAACAAAAACUGAUAUGGAAAUUCUCGAUGAUGCUACACUGAUGACAUGGCAUUCAUUUGAUAGUGUACCAUGGAAGGAUUCGAGUACAUUUGGAUUAACUACAACAGCUAAUAAUGUUAAUUUAGUCUCGGGCAAAGUGAAUCAUGCAUUAAAUUUUAAUUCAAGUUCAGCAUAUUAUCAGAUUUCUGGAUUCGUUUUACUCGGAAUUUCUAAUCGAUCGUAUUCAAUAUCUUUAUGGAUUAAACGAGCAUCCAAUAGUGGAGGAGUUCUUGUUCAUCUUUCAACGCAAAUAAAUGGAACAGGAACGUGUAUUACUCUCAUAGGGUUUCAAGCAAACGGUAAAAUUGUUGCUAUGAACGUUCGUUCUAAGAAAAAAGAAAUAGUUGGUUUGCUGCUACCUAUCAAUGUCUGGACACAUAUUGCCGUUACCUAUUCAUCAAAAAAUGGACUCAUCCUUUAUAUUAAUGGAAUGUUUUAUGGUAGAAAAAGUAGAACGCCUUAUAAAGCUUCAGGAGAAAUUAAUAUUUUCACAUUGGGUAAUUUACUUAAUGGAAGUUCGUGUUAUCGAGGAUCAAUUACAUCAAACGUGUAUGUUGGAGAUAUAGAUGAAUUUCGUGUUUAUUCUCGAGAGUUGAGUACAACGGAUGUUUAUAAACUUGCUACACAAUGA
Adineta ricciae is the source of this 675-nucleotide messenger RNA. Lineage: Eukaryota; Metazoa; Rotifera; Eurotatoria; Adinetida; Adinetidae. The record is from the annotation of a GenBank genome assembly.